This is a messenger RNA of Brassicogethes aeneus, 2211 nucleotides long. Lineage: Eukaryota; Metazoa; Arthropoda; Insecta; Coleoptera; Nitidulidae. The record is from the annotation of a GenBank genome assembly.
AUUUUGUGUUUGUGAGUAAACACAAAUAAAAUAAAACUGUGUGUGAUUUUGUUUUAUUGAUUUAUUGUGUGAUUUUGACAGACGAGGAGUGGAAACCAGCAAUCAAAUAAAUCCAGCAACCGUUAACUGAAGAAUAGGAACAAAACAGAACAAACAGAAAAUUACAUCGAUAACUUGAUGAUGGUACAUUGCUUAUGGUUUCAAAUUCCAGCGAAUUAACGCAAGUCAAUUGAUUUGAUCUAAUAAACAAAACGUGUGCGCACAGCUGUUUUCUGUUUCUGGCGCCCAAUCAAAAUUUUAUUGAGAGUGAGUUUUGCAAGAAUCGAGAGACAUGAGGGAGGACUCGCUCAAGUAUAUGUUUUCUGGAACGUUUCCGCAGGUGCUGGCGGUAUUAACAUGUACAGUUAGUGCAAUCUCCGAUGGUAUGCAAUACGGAUGGUCCGCCCCUGUAAUUCCAGUACUAAAACACCCAGACAGCCCUGUAAAAAUCUCCGAAAGUGAUGAAGAAUGGCUGGAAUCCGUUUACAUGCUAGGCGGAAUAGCCGGUUUACCCGUCACCAUAGUGCUAGUAGACAGAAUAGGACGAAAAAACUCGAUGAUAUGCUCUGCGAUGGCGAGCUUGAUUGGUUGGAUUCUUAUUGGUGUGGGUAACACGGUGGAGUACCUCUUUGUAGCGAGGUUUUUGACUGGAUUAGCUGGGGAUGUGGCUUUUGUGGCUGCCCCGAUGUAUAUUGCUGAAAUUGCUGAUAAAAAAAUUAGGGGUUUUUUGGCUGGCGUUAUUUACCUUAUGAUGCUUGUGGGCAUUUUAGUUAUAUAUUCUGUUGCACCAUUUGUACCUAUAUACGUCUCCUCCAUAGUUGGGGGUAUCAUACUCUGUCUACAACUUUGUGCAUUUCCAUACAUCCCUAAAUCACCCUAUUAUCUUCUCUCGAAAGGAAAAUACGAUAAAGCGAAAGAAUCACUACGUAAACUACGUACGAACAAAGACAUUGAUAAGGAGUUUGAAGAGAUAUAUUCUGCAGUAAACCGACAAAAAACCGAAAAAGGACGCCCACAAGACUUAAUCCUUAUCAAAAGCAAUCGCAAAGCCUUAAUAAUAAUGACCGUUCUAAACGCAGCCCAACAUUUUAGCAGCAUCAGCGUAAUUCUAAUGAAUCUCCACGACAUCUUAGAACGAGCUGGCUCCGCGUUUAUGUCACCCACUACAAGUGGUAUAGUAUUCGCAGCUGUGAUGCUGAUAGCUGCGACUGCAGCUGACUUUUUCGUUGACAAGUUUGGAAGAAAAAUACUGCUCACCACCUCAAGUUUAUUCACAGGUUUAUGUUUACUAGUCAUAGCGAUAUAUUUCACUUUACAAAAGAUGGAGUACGAUGUCUCAAAUGUCUCCUGGAUACCCAUAGCUGCGGUUAUGGUAUACGCAGCUGUUUUUAAGUAUGGUUUAGGAAUGGUUCCGAUUGUUAUGACAGCUGAAUUAUUCCCAACAAAAGUGAAAGCUAUGGGGAUGACAAUCUCAGAUGCAAUGUACCUUUUAUUUGCUCUUAUUUCCAUAGAACUUUAUCAGAGUUUAAGCUCCCGGUUUGGUAUUGAUGUACCUUUUUAUAUAUUCGCAGCUUCAUGCUUAUUUACAGCUGCGUUCAGCAUGUUAUAUAUACCAGAAACUAAAGGUAAAACAUUAGAGGAAAUACAGUUUAUUCUAAAAGGAGAGCCUUUUCCACAGGGAGAGGUUCCUGUAAACACAGAGCAAAAUAGAAAUAAGUUAAGCAGUCCUUUGGAAGCUGAAUUCACGUCAACGCACCUUUAGUAUAUUAUUAAUUUUAGUAAACUCGAAUCAAACUGCCUUUAUUAUAAAAGACACUUUUUGAGCAUUUCAUAGUUUUCUACUUAUUGUUUUAUCCAGUACCACCUGAUUUUGUAUUUAUUUAGUUUAUUUCAUCAAAUUGUUAUAGUAUUACACUGGAGGUAUUGGAUAAACACUUUUUAAAGAAACUUCCUGUACUUACGUGAUAUAAACUUUUUAUCAAAUAGAGAAUGAAAGAAGGAACGUUGAAAGAAUAGGGUUGAUGUAAUGUUAACGACAGUGAUAUUUGCCUUUGCGGUUGAGUAAAGCUAAGCUUUAUUCAACACAUAAACCUAAUCAAAACGACUGUGACCUGAAGUGAUCUUUUAAAGCAAUUUUUAGUAUAAUAUUGCAUUUUCAUAGUAUUUUUAAAA